Pocillopora damicornis (cauliflower coral) is the source of this 1816-nucleotide messenger RNA. Its product is annotated as histamine H2 receptor. Gene Ontology annotation, cellular component: plasma membrane. Gene Ontology annotation, molecular function: G protein-coupled receptor activity. NCBI's taxonomy places the organism in Eukaryota, Metazoa, Cnidaria, Anthozoa, Scleractinia, Pocilloporidae. The record is from RefSeq and is a predicted model, not a curated record. Gene Ontology annotation, biological process: G protein-coupled receptor signaling pathway.
AGUAAAGACACAACUCCAUCGAGUAAAUCGACUCCUUGGUUGAAUUUAUAUACUUUAUUCAGAUCAGCUUGCGUUGGAUCCCAAAACAACGAUGACGGAAUUGGAAAACAACGAGUCAAACCUCCCUACCAGUGCAGAGAUAUCUACGGCCGCGCAAGCUACCGGAGAAACGUAUUUUAACCCCUCAUAUGAUGGGGCACUGAUUAUUCUAAGCGUUAUGAUAAUCGCCAUAAAUUUACUGGUGAUUUCACUGUUCUUUUACCGCGAAUAUCUACAGACAAAAACGAACAGUUUGCUAAUCAGUCUUGCCGUCUCCGAUCUACUAGCUGGUUUAUUGGGGAUCCCUCUGAUCGUCGCUUGUAACGCGGUUUUAAAAGCCGGAGUUUGUACAGCAGGAGCGCUGAUCUACCGCUUUAUAGCCGUCUCAACCAUGUACCACAUCCUUGUGGUGACUCUAGAAAGGUACAUCUAUGUGAUGUAUCCAAUGAAGUACAUUAACAUCGUGACGGCACCACGGGUGCUCAAAGCUAUCGCUGGCAUUUGGUUGUUCUCAAUGUUUAUCUCGCUUAUCCAGUUGACUUGGGAAGAUCCAACACGAUUCUUCAAACCUCGCGAUUCAGCCUCUCAACAGUACGCACUUGCCUACACCAUCGUGGGAAUUGUCUUCUGUUUUUUUCUGCCUGCUCUGUUAAUGGCCAUCAGCUACGUGAGCAUGUUCAUGGUAAUUCACCGUCAGAUAAAGGAGAUCCGUGGCCUGUACAACACGCGCGCUACGGGCGCCAACAGUCAACGUGCUCCGAUUGCUACAGAAGCGCGCGCCCUGAUCAUCUUCGUGGCGAUGCUCUCAAUUUUCAUAAUUUGCUGGCUGUCGUUUUAUGUCACCGGAUUUUUAAUUCUUCUCCCAGGGCUGCAUAUAGAGGCAAUACCAGAUGAGCUUUUUCCGAGGUCUUUGAUGGUGUUUAAUUACAAGGCGUACUGCAAAGGAAAAACAAAACAACGUUAAACUCUUUUAAAUGCUUUUUCAGUGAUGGCAGCUGGUUAUGUACUUUAUUAGUUUACGAUCUGAACUGUUUGCCUCGAGUUCUGGGUAAAUACUGGAUUUUUGCCGACAAAAAUAUGAUCAUCGUCCAUAAGAGGGCUCGCUUUAAAUAACAAUGAAAAACCACUUUCCAUUCUUUUAACGUUCCUAUUCAAUUCUAAGAAAGGAUGUGUAUAUCCUCUAGGAAGAUUUCUCUCGAUAAAUAUUCCUUUGUGUUUUUCUUUUUGUCUUUGUAUUGAACGAAAGGAAAUUUGACAACAUUUCCGCUGUAACAAUUUACAUAAUAUUUAGAGGAAAACAAUACGCACACUGAUUAAAAUCAUAAGCUGCACAAUCCUCAAGGACUUCAAUUCAUGACAUAGGAUUUCUCUUUGAAAUCUAACAAGUUUAAGUUUCAGUCAGAUUAUUUCAAAAUCCGAGGUUGAAUGGAAAAUCGGUCAACGCCCAAUGACAGUUUGAAAAUUCUUCAGCUGGUAUAUGUUUAUCGAAUGGAAUCAGUUUUUAUUUCAGUAAUAAAAAUCGUCGUAACAAGUAGUUCUAUAAGACAAAGGUUAAUGUUGCUUUAAAUACAUAAUUUAAAUUGUAAAAAUACAAUAGCGUGGAUGUGUGGUUAGCUGACCAGCGUUUUUAAUAGCGCCUGGAUAAUUUUUUGUCAUCUUAAUUGUUAAUUUGCACGCGUCAGUGUUGAAAUUUCGUCCUCUGUAUACAAAAGAAUACCAUAGUUGAAGCGGGUUUUGAAGCUGGGUUUUAAUGGCUUGUAGUGACGAGAAAGUAAAA